Molecule: messenger RNA, 4840 nt
Organism: Cinclus cinclus
Lineage: Eukaryota; Metazoa; Chordata; Aves; Passeriformes; Cinclidae
Gene: KTN1
Product: kinectin 1
Exons: 43
Coding region: 1-4065 (1354 amino acids)
Biological process (GO): protein transport; microtubule-based movement
Cellular component (GO): endoplasmic reticulum membrane
Molecular function (GO): kinesin binding
Source: RefSeq, a predicted model, not a curated record
AUGGAGUUUUACGAGUCUACCUACUUCAUCAUCCUCAUUCCUUCUGUGGUUAUUACAGUCAUCUUCCUCUUCUUCUGGCUUUUCAUGAAAGAGACUUUAUACGAUGAAGUCCUCGCCAAACAGAGACGGGACCUAAAAUUUGCGCCUACCAAGGCUGACAAAAAGAAAACUGAGAAGAAGAAGAACAAGAAGAAAGAAGCUCAGAACGGGAACGUCCACGAGUCUGACUCGGAGAGUGCCCCUCGGGACUUUAAGCUGUCUGAUGCCCUGGGCACGGAUGAAGAGCAUGUCCCUGCUGUCCCCUCGGGCGUCACCGAGGCCACCGCCGGCGUCAGGGAGCGCAAGAAGAAGGAGAAGAAGCACAAGGCCAACCAAGAUGAUCACGUAACUAAGGACUCGGAAGGAUCCAAGUCUUCAGGCAAGAAAGUAGAUCCAGUCCCUGUUACAAAACAGCCCACUCCACCAUCUGAACCAACAGCAACUAAGAAGAAGCCUGGGCAGAAGAAGCAGAAAAAUGGAAUGGAUGAUCAAGAUAGUAAGACUGAUUCUGUUGUGUCCCCUGCCAAAAAGCAAGAACCAGUGCUGCUCCACCAGGAGAUAAAGCAAGAAAAUGUGUCAGGGAAGAAGAAGGUGUCUGCGAAGAAGCAGAAAGUUGAUAAUGUUUUGGUGGAUGAACCUCUUAUUCAAGCAACUACUUAUAUUCCUUUGAUGGAUAAUUCUGACUCAGGCACUUUGGAAAAGCGUGAGCCGGUUGAAGUUAUAAAACACAAUGUGAAUGAGGGCAUCCAGAAGAGCAGUGGCAAGAAACUGAAGAAUGAAACAGAUAAAGAGAAUGCUGAAGUAAAAUUCAAGGAUUUUGUAACAUCCAUGAAGAAUAUGAUCUUCUCUGAAGACGAGGCUCGUUGUGUAGUGGAGGUGUUAAAGGAAAAAUCCGGUGCAAUUCAUGAUUUCUUGCAAAAGGCCAGCAAGGCUGAGACAGCUGCAGCCCUGCACCAGCUUCAGGACAAGGAGAAGAUGCUCUCAGCAAUGAAGGAGGAGGCAGCUGUUGCAAAGGAGCAGUGCAAACAGCUCUCCCAGGAGCUGGUUGCAGAGAAGGAGAGGAAUGGUUUGCUCACGGCCAAGAUGCGCGAGCGCAUCAACGCGCUGGAGAAGGAGCACGGCACCUUCCAGAGCAAAAUACACGUCAGCUACCAGGAGUCUCAGCAGAUGAAAAUCAAGUUCCAGCAGCUCCGUGAGCAGAUGGAGGCAGAAAUAAGCCACCUGAAGCAGGAAAAUGGUAUCCUGAGAGAUGCUGUCAGCACUUCCACCAAUCAAAUGGAGAGCAAGCAGUCGGCCGAGCUGAACAAGCUGCGCCAGGACUACGCGAGGCUGAUGAAUGAGCUGGGGGAGAAAAGCAGCAAACUGCAGCAGGAGGAGCUCCAGAAGAAAAAUGCAGAGCAGGCAGUGGCUCAGCUCAAGGUCCAGCAGCAGGAAGCAGAGAGAAGAUGGGAAGAAAUCCAGGCUUAUCUCAGGAAAAGAACAGCAGAACACGAAGCAGCACAACAAGAUGUGCAGAAUAAGCUUGUGGCCAAAGACAAUGAAAUCCAGAGCUUGCACAGUAAACUUACUGAUACAAUGGUGUCAAAACAGCAGCUGGAGCAGAGGAUGCUGCAGUUAUUGGAGGCUGAGCAAAAGAGAGCUACUGAGGAGGACUCCAUGCAAAUGCAAGUGCAGGAGCUGAUAGAGCAGAAUGAUGUUUUGAAUGCUCAGCUUCAGAAGUUUCAUUCACAAAUGGCAGCCCAGACCUCAGCUUCAGUCCUGGCAGAAGAACUUCACGAAGUGAUUGCAGAGAAGGACAAACAGAUAAAGCAGAUGGAGGACUCACUAGGCAAUGAACGUGCCAACUUAUCCAGCAAGGAGGAAGAGCUCAAGGUCUUGCAGAAUACGAACCUCUCCCUGAAAUCAGAAGUACAGAAGUUACAGGCUCUGACAAAUGAACAGGCUGCUGCUGCACAUGAGCUGGAAAGGAUGCAGAAAAGCAUUCACAUAAAAGAUGACAAAAUAAGAACUCUUGAAGAUCAGCUUAGAGAAGAACUCACUCAGAUUUCAAACACAAAAGAAGAAGUCAAGGUUCUGAAGGAUCAAAACGCAGCUCUGCAAGCUGAAGUUCAGAAGCUGCAGACUCUCCUGUCUGAGCAGACAAACAAAGACUUGAUAGAGCAGAUGGAAAAAAGCAUGAGAGAAAGGGAUGAUAAAAUCAAGACAGUUGAAGAGCUGCUUGAGGCAGGACUCAUCCAGGUGGCUACUAAAGAGGAGGAGCUGAAGGCCCUGCGAACGGAAAAUUCAUCUCUCAGAAAAGAACUUCAAAGCCUGCAAAUUCAGCAAUCGGAGCAGGUUUCCUUCCAGUCACUGGUGGAGGAACUGCAGAAAGUGAUCCACGAGAAGGAUGGAAAAAUAAAAUCGGUGGAAGAACUCCUACAAGCUGAAAUCCUAAAAGUAGCAAGCAAGGAGAAGACUGUUCAGGCUUUGACACAGGAAAUAGAGGCUCUGAAAGAAGAAGUAGGAAAUUCCCAGCUUGAGAUGGAAAAACAGGUGACAAUAACAUCACAAGUCAAAGAACUUCAGUCUCUGUUGAAGGGGAAGGAAAAGCAGUUGAAAACCAUGGAGGUCUUAUUGGAAGAGAAGGAGAAAGAGGUUAUUAAGAAAGGAGAAUGUCUGCAGGGUCAGAAGGACACAAUUGCACAAUUAACCAGUAAAGUUCAGGAGCUGGAACAACAGAACCUGCAACAACUCCAACAGGUACCUGCUGCAUCCCAAGUCCAGGACGUGGAGAAUCUGUUGAAAGGUGAAGAAGAGCAAAUGAAGUUGAAAGCUGUGGUGGAAGAAAAAGAGAGAGAAAUUGCAAACCAAGUAAAACAGUUGCAGGAUAUGCAAAAAGAAAAUGAAUCUUUCAAAGCUCAAAUACAGGAAUUAAAGCAGGAGAACUGCAAGCAGGCAUCUCUGGCUGUCCAAAGCGAGGAGCUUCUGCAAGUGGUUGCAGGCAAAGAGAAGGAAAUUGCCAGUCUCCAGAGCGAGCUCGCCUCUCAGAGAAAUGCUUUUGAGCAGCAGAGGAAAAAGAACAACGACCUUCGGGAGAAAAACUGGGAAGCAAUGGAAGCAUUGGCAUCAACUGAAAAAUUGCUGCAGGACAAAGUGAACAAGACUGCCAAGGAGAAGCAGCAGCAUUUGGAAGCUGCCGAGGUGGAGACGCGCCAGCUCCUCCAGAAGCUCUUCCCCAAAGUCUCUCUUCCUUCCAACAUGAGCCACAGCGAAUGGAUAUGUGGGUUUGAAAAGAUGGCUAAAGAAUACUUAAGAGAGGCUUCAGGAUCUGAAGAUGUCAAGGUUAUGGAGCAGAAGUUGAAGGAGGCAGAGGAAAUGCACAUCCUGCUGCAGCUGGAGUGUGAAAAAUACAAAUCUGUUCUGGCAGAGACAGAGGGGAUUUUACAAAGGCUACAGAGGAGUGUGGAAGAGGAAGAAAGCAAAUGGAAGAUAAAAGUUGAAGAAUCACAGAAGGAACUUAAACAGAUGCGUUCCGUGGUCACUUCUUUGCAGCACGAGGUGGAGAGGUUAAAGGAAGAAAACAAAGAAGUUGAAACUCUUAAAAAAGAGAGAGAACAUUUGGAAAGUGAACUAGAAAAGGCAGAAAUAGAACGAUCUACUUAUGUUUCAGAAGUCAGAGAGCUCAAAGAUCUCUUGACUGAAUUGCAGAAAAAACUUGAUGAUUCAUAUUCUGAAGCAGUAAGACAGAAUGAAGAGUUAAAUUUGCUGAAAACACAGCUAAAUGAAACACUAUCAAAACUCAAAGUUGAUCAAAACGAGAGAGAAAAGGUAGCUGGUGACUUGCCCAAGGCCCAGGAGUCUUUGGCAGCUCUGGAGAGAGAAAUGGGGAAGGUUUUUGGGGAUGCCAAUGUUAUUGAAAACAGCGACGUUUGCACAGACUCGGAAUUGAGUGAUAAAAGGCGGAAUGUGGCAGUGAAUCUUACCCAGGAUGUGGGUCAUCUCAAGAAGCUGCUUGCAUCAAUAAGCCAAAUGCUGUCAAAGGGAUGAGGACACUACAGCCAGGGUGAAGUCACGGGGGAAUCGUUCAUUUGAGGAUAGCAGAAGGCAUUGUAUUAUAUUUUGCCAAAUUAAAGCCUUAUUUAUGUUUUCACCCUUUCUACUUUGUCAGAAACACUGAACAGAGUUUUGUCUUUUCUAAUCCUUGGUAGACUACUGAUUUAAAGAAAAAACCCAACUCUGUAGACACCUCCAGAGUUUAGUUUUAUAAUAAAAACAAACCUGUUUGGAUAAUUAGACCUUUACAUUCCUGGAGAGACAGUAAACAUGUAAUCUUUUAUCUUAUUUUGCUCAAUAAAACUUAUUCAGAAGACUCCAACGUGGUAAAGUCACCGAUGGGAAAUGACAUUUUAAUACUGAUGUUGUACACUGUUUUACUUAAUUACAUUUUUGGGAUUAGCUGCCUCUGACUUCAACCUCAAGUAAACACUCCUCUUUUUUUCUUUUUUUUUUUUUUUUGGUUGCUAAUGUAAUCAGUUUUUGUAAUGGUGUCAGCAAAUAAAGGGAUGCUAUUAUUCAAGGUGUUCUUGCUCUCUUCUUUCAAGUGAAUUUGGAUGACUCAGGUGAGGUUUCUACCUCUCCCCUCCCCAGAAUGAGCAUCAGGCUGCACCCACUGUGCUUGUUUUCUGGCAGAGGAGGAAGCAUCAACUUGAGAAGAGGCAAACUGGGGAUAUUUUGCAACUCCAGAGCAAGUUUCUGUUCUAAAAAAUAAAAGGUAUUAGGGUUUUAAAAAAUACAAGAAAUUGCCAUCAACAUGCCAUGUGAA